This is a messenger RNA of Myiozetetes cayanensis, 1061 nucleotides long. It is a transcript of the gene ECHDC3, whose product is annotated as enoyl-CoA hydratase domain containing 3. The transcript has 5 exons. The coding region runs from base 11 to 892 and encodes 293 amino acids. Gene Ontology annotation, molecular function: hydro-lyase activity. The record is from RefSeq and is a predicted model, not a curated record. Gene Ontology annotation, cellular component: mitochondrion. NCBI's taxonomy places the organism in Eukaryota, Metazoa, Chordata, Aves, Passeriformes, Tyrannidae.
CUCCUCAGGCAUGGCGGCCGCGCGGCUCUGCCGCCUGCGGAGGCCCCUCACGGCCGCCUUCGGCAGCGCCGCGGCCGCGGGGCCCGGGCAGGAGCCGCCGGCGGAGCCGCUGACGGUGCGGCGGCAGGCGGGGGGCGUGCGCACCAUCGUCCUGAACAACCCGCGGCGGCGGAACGCGCUGUCCCUGCCCAUGCUGCGGUGCCUGAGGCAGGACCUGCUGCACGACGUGAAGAGCCGGGAGCUCCGCGUCAUCGUCAUCGCGGCUGAAGGACCUGUGUUUUGUUCCGGCCAUGAUUUAAAGGAACUGUCAACGGAAGAUGAUGUGAAGCAUCAUUCCCAAGUGUUUGAGUUAUGUGCAGAGGUUAUGACUUUAAUCCAGAAGCUUCCAGUGCCAGUGAUUGCCCAAGUAAACGGCUUGGCUACAGCAGCAGGCUGUCAGCUCGUGGCGAGCUGUGACAUCGCCGUGGCAAGUGAGAAAUCCAAGUUUGCUACUCCUGGGGUAAACAUUGGGCUGUUUUGCUCCACACCAGCUGUGGCCUUGGGCAGAUCUCUUCCUAGAAAGGUGGCUCUGGAGAUGCUGUUCACGGGGGAGCCUCUCUCUGCUCACGAAGCGCUGAUGCACGGGCUCGUCAGCAAGGUGGUGCCGGAAGACAGGCUGGAAGAAGAGACCAUGAAAAUCUCUCACAAGAUCUGUGAGAGCAGCAAGUCCGUCCUGGCCCUGGGGAAAGCCACCUUCUACAGACAGAUAACCCAGGACCUGGACACUGCUUACAAAAUGACUACUCAGGUCAUGGUAGACAAUCUGACUUUGAGAGAUGGGCAGGAGGGUAUCGAAGCCUUUAUCCAGAAGCGUAAGCCAGUCUGGACACACUCUCAGGAGGAGAAGAAAUGAGUCCUGUCUCUUUUAACUAACCUUAGCUGUGCUUUAUGAUUCUUCACGCAGUUGCCUUUGGGAACUAUAUUUUUGUUCUUACUGAAAGUUAAAUUUGUCUUCUUGCAUAUGCCAGACACAAUAAAUUCAUUCUGAGUAUGUAAUAAAUGUUAAGAAAAAUCAAAGAAAA